CUGUAGAUAAUAUUAAAUUGAAGUAUGCCAAAUUCUGUUCAUUAGCCAAAAUUUCUCCACUGUAUCCUGAAGCAGAAAAACUUGAAUUUUAAUGUAAUAAUGGCGGAAUACCACAAUUAUUUUGAAAAGACAUUGGAUUUUAUUAAUAGAUAUAAAAAAUUAAUAGAUUGUCAUUUGGUUGAUUUUAUUACUGAAAAAUUAUGGGACAAGUGUUUACCAGAAAAGCUUAAAUCAGAGCUUGAAAGUAUUGAUACAAACGAUGAUAUUUGGACAGAAAACAACAUAAGCUCGGAAUUAAAUAAUUUUAUACAAUUAACAAAAUCACUUUCUUUAGAAUCGUGUCCUGCUGUUAUAUGCGUAAACAAUUUGCCAAAAUUGUUACCACAAUUUUUCAACCAAGAACAAUUGGUUAAAAACCAAUUUAACCAUGCAACAUCCGAAUUUAUGAGUACCAAGAAAUCAUAUGAAAUUGAAGUUCUUGGAAAAGUUAUUGCUGAAAUGGCACUUUCUACUAACAGUUUAGUAAUAGAUGCUGGAGCUGGAAAAGCAUACUUGUCAACAUAUUUAUCAGAACAUUUCAAUGUUCCUGUCUUAGCAAUUGAUUCAUCGCAAGUUUGUCACAAAGGUGCAAUAAAUCGUCAAGAAAAGAUUAAAAAAAAGAGACAAUCGUCCCUAAAGGUUCGAUACAUAGUUCAAGAAUUAAAUGAUAUGACUAAUUAUAAUGAAAUGGUGAAUACAUAUUAUCCUAAUUGGAGUUUAAACAAAAAUCUCAUUUUGACAGGAUUACAUACCUGUGGAGGACUUGUACAUUCUGUAAUUAAAACCUUCUUAUGUUCAAAAGAUAUUAAUUUGCUUUUUGUAGUCCCAUGUUGUUACCAUCUAGCAGAUGAAUCAUUGAGUGGACGUUGGAAUUUUUCUAAAAAUGCUAGAAUGUUGGCUCAACAAUCUAUUGAAAGGAGUAAACAUAAUAAACAACUUUCUCCUUCAUUAUUUUACAGAGCUGUGCUACAAGUUAUCCUGCAUUCUAUGGGCUAUUACAACACUAAAGUAGGUCGUAAUGGUCCAGUGGAUAAUUUUGUGAAUUAUGCAAAAUGGGCUCUAUCCAAAAUUGGAGUAGAUAAUAAACAGAUACCUUCUAUCACUGUUCUACAGGAAAUAUAUGAGAACCAUGUACAUUUUGAACAAAAGUUGCAUAUCUUUCAAACGUUAAGAAUAUAUAUGAGUUCAGUGGUGGAGGCAGCUAUUAUGUUGGAUAGAAUAAUAUUUCUGCAAAAUAAUACCGAGAGUUCUAAGAUUGCUAUAGUACGCUUGUUUGAUCCAACACUCUCACCCAGAUGUUAUGCAAUAAUGGCAACAAAAUAAUCCAUGACAGAUGAAUAUCCUUCUUCCUGUGCAGUGGGGGCUAAAAUUCCUGUAGGGCGAAGUCCAUUUCUGGUUCGACAUAUACUACAAUUACAUAAGCCUCUACAAGGUGGACAAGCCCAGUCCUAAAAAAUUGCAAGUAUUAUGGGAAAUGUUCAUGAGUAAUAAGAUAUAAUUUUUAUAUAAAAUACAAUAAAAUUGUAUAAAAUAUAACCAAA
This is a messenger RNA of Linepithema humile (Argentine ant), 1580 nucleotides long. Its product is annotated as probable methyltransferase-like protein 25. The record is from RefSeq and is a predicted model, not a curated record. Lineage: Eukaryota; Metazoa; Arthropoda; Insecta; Hymenoptera; Formicidae.